GAAAAUAGCGUCUAAUGAGAGCAAGUAUCUGUUUUUCUGGGGUGAUUUGCCAUCCGAAACAGCUCGGCUCUGACUGUGUGAAAUAGGGAAUGAACGACGAGACAGCAUCGGACAGCUGGACGAGAAACUCCGGGUGCUCCAGUAUUGAGCAAAUGCUGGCUGUGAAUCCCGGAAAGACGCCCAUCAGUCUGCUGCAGGAGUAUGGAACGCGGAUAGGCAAGACCCCAGUGUAUGACCUGCUGAAGGCAGAGGGACAGGCCCACCAGCCCAACUUCACUUUCCGUGUCUCUGUCGGAGAGAUCAACUGCACCGGCCAAGGGCCCAGCAAGAAGGCAGCCAAGCACAAAGCAGCCGAGGCUGCUCUGAAGAUGCUCAAGGGAGGCCUUGGAGGUCCUACUGGAGCUGGUGUUGAAGUAGACGGGCUUAUUGAGGUUGAUGUGCCUGCUGAUGGAGACGGCUCUUCAUCAGAGAUGAAACCGACAGGAAGUUCCCAGCAGUCAGAAUGUAACCCUGUGGGAGCUCUGCAGGAAUUGGUGGUGCAGAAAGGCUGGCGCUUGCCAGAGUACACGGUCACCCAGGAGUCCGGUCCAGCACACCGCAAAGAGUUUACCAUGACCUGCAGAGUAGAGAGAUUUGUAGAAAUAGGAAGUGGUACUUCCAAGAAGCUUGCCAAGAGAAACGCAGCAGCAAAGAUGUUAUUGCGGAUACAUGAUGUCCCCGUAGACCUGAGGGCCAGUAACGAUGCUGACACAGAAGAUGACACAUUUACAUCGGUGAGGAACAAAUUUUAACUUCUCAAAAGCAGCAAAUA
This is a messenger RNA of Thalassophryne amazonica, 811 nucleotides long. RefSeq names its product RISC-loading complex subunit tarbp2-like. NCBI's taxonomy places the organism in Eukaryota, Metazoa, Chordata, Actinopteri, Batrachoidiformes, Batrachoididae. The record is from RefSeq and is a predicted model, not a curated record. The transcript is spliced from 5 exons. The coding region runs from base 90 to 791 and encodes 233 amino acids.